This is a messenger RNA of Morchella importuna, 615 nucleotides long. RefSeq lists its product as uncharacterized. Gene Ontology annotation, molecular function: protein binding. The record is from RefSeq and is a predicted model, not a curated record. Bases 1 to 615 code for a protein of 204 amino acids. NCBI's taxonomy places the organism in Eukaryota, Fungi, Ascomycota, Pezizomycetes, Pezizales, Morchellaceae. The transcript has 2 exons.
AUGGACUGGGAGUUUGCAACGCUUUCUUCCCCGUACUUUGGGGAACUCGCAAAUACGAUUCUACGUUUGAAAGACUCUGGAGCCUCCAUCUGGGACAAGGAGACUUUGGAAGCAGCAGUGACGAUCGCUGAUACUGCUAGGAGGGUUGGGGAGAACAAAAAAUCUAGAACAUUAUUCAUUAACUUGAACAACUGGAGAGCAGCAGAGAGUCAUCUGCGCACGCUUGUCGAGAUUCAAGAACGGUUCUCGCAUAUCGAAGGUUGCUCUUACGUCACGCAACUAAGUAACUGGGCACGGGUCUUAGUUAAACUCAACAAGCAUGAUGAAGCUAAGGCUACGUUGAUCAAGAUAGCCGAGCUGGGGAAGCGCGUUGAUGAUCCUACUGAAGUAUUGAUUCACCGACUCAAACUUGCGGAGACACAGAGAUUCUGUGGGGACUUGAAGGAGGCUGAGGGGCUUUUGUUGCAGGUAUUGAAGGAUAGUCGAGAGGGACUGAGGGCGGACCAUCUCAAAACUAUACGUGUGCUUGAGCUCCUCUGUUAUGUGUACUACGAUCAGAAAAACUGGGCGCAAGCUGAGUUGAAGGGUUUUGAGUUGGUGAAGUUAAGUCAGUAG